AGCAUGCAAUGGCGUCCAUUCCUUCUCCUGGUGGCGGGAAUAGCCACAAUUUACCUUGCUAGUUUAUUACAAGACACUCCAUAUCCACAUCCAGCAAAGAUUUUGAUAUCAGAACAGCCGAAAACGCGAUAUUUGGUAGACGAAACUGUUCUUACGGUGGCAAAUGGGUAUAUGUACCAGACAUCUAUUUGGUUUGAGGCAUCUCUUCAAACUAGUCGAGGAAUGAAACAUGGCACGGGUAGAAUGAAGACCGGAGUAAUUGGUCAUUUAAAGCAGGUUCGACGACCGCUUGGUGAACUAUUAGGAAAAGAAGAUGUUUUGGAGCAAGGUUGGGUAGAAACAUUUAAGCACCAACUGCGUGGUCCAAUAUCCAGUAUAUCGGUCGUACCUCCUAGCGAGAUUGCUGAUGAAGCGAAUGAACUUGUAUUUGCAGUAUUAUAUCAUGCUCUUGAGGAUGAAGAAGCUCAGCAUUUUGUGAGGGUAUACUAUUUACCCAAACUGACAGCUACACAUAUACCAACCUUUGAAUACAAAGAUAUACUGCUACCGGGGAACACGUGGGUCAAUGCAUUUUCUUUAGAACAUCACAGUAUCUUAUUUUCUCGUGAUCCAGACAAUUACCGGUUCCGUGUUGUUUCAUUUCCAGCAAAUAUUACGUCAAAACCACAUUCUGCCGAUAGCGAGAUUGUUAAGUUAAGGGACAGUAAACGCGGUGAUCCCUUUGGAAGUGAGUGUGUGAUAAUUCCAGAAACAUAUAGAGUAUUUACCAUGGAUUUUCACCAGACAACAAAUUCGCUUUAUGAAAAUAUUACAAUUGUUGAUGAUCAAAAAACAAUUACCCAAUUAUCAGAGUUGCGGGGAAGUGUUCCUGAGCACAAGUGGAAUUGGAGAGAUAUGGCCAAUUUGACAUAUGAUAACUAUGUCGAUGAUACCUCGGAAUAUAUUGGAUUUGUGGAAGUAGCCAAGAUUUCACAGCAUGAAAGGUUAAAAACCGAUUUUCCAAAGCUGUGUUUUGCUCGCUCUAGUGAUGCCAAGACGGUUGUAUUUCCACUCGUUGGGUCAGAGUUUUUGAUCAUUGACUACACUGAUCGUAUUGACUUGCUAGAGAAAGACAAAAAGGAACGCAAACAUUUGUAUAAGAAUGAUGAAGGCACCUACCUUCCUGAAUACUAUUAUUGGUCAAAAACCAAACUGAGCACAAAUGUUUACGAUAUACAAAUCACAGGAUUUAGCCUCAACGAUCGCGGAAAUAUAUUGGCACUAUGGACAGAACAUGAAAAUAUUUAUAUUUAUAAGCGUGGCGAUGCUGAUUUGCACGACACCUCUAAAAAGCAGGUUCUAUCCAUCCAUGAGGAAGAUACUGUACUUGAGGGUGGACCGAAAGUAGUCAGUCAGGAUGGGAUUUCUACAUCAGGUACAAAAGAAUCGUCUGAUAGGUUUUUGGAUGAAUGGUCCCUACGAAUGGUUAUUACCCCAAAUGAAAGGGCUCGUGGAUACUCGAUAAGCACAGUUGGAUUUAUAAACAAUACAAACAGUGAUAACGGAGCUACCGGAAACUACAUAUUUGUUGGUCUUAACAACGGUAUGGUCAACUCUUACUCUGUUGACGAAGCAGAAGAAAGGAAGGAAGUAAACUUUGUGACAUUUGUUACUGAUCGUUGGGAUAUGUUGAUUGCUAUGUCUAUGAUUGUAUCUGUAUUUGUUUUCAACGAAUGCAAUCACUUUGGAUCUUAAUCUUAAUUUCGUAUUUACUCCCAGUCUUUAUUUAUUUACUUAUUUACUUAUUGUAUACAUAUACGCAGCUUGCUGUCCAUUUUACGCCCAUUUUUGGCGUUCUAUAUGGAGUUUACGGAGUUAGAAAACCUAAGAAAAAGGGGAAAUCCGUAACAAUGUAAACAAUGAUUUUGUAACAAUUUUGUAUGCGGAGUUUGUUACAAUUUUAAGCAGUGAAAGUUUGUAAGAAUUUUACUAGUAAAAAUGUAAACACUUUAACCACG
This is a messenger RNA of Phycomyces blakesleeanus NRRL 1555(-), 1997 nucleotides long. RefSeq lists its product as hypothetical. Bases 4 to 1734 code for a protein of 576 amino acids. The record is from RefSeq and is a predicted model, not a curated record. Lineage: Eukaryota; Fungi; Mucoromycota; Mucoromycetes; Mucorales; Phycomycetaceae. The transcript has 10 exons.